Messenger RNA from Trichomycterus rosablanca, 3569 nucleotides. RefSeq names its product glutathione hydrolase 7. Gene Ontology annotation, biological process: glutathione catabolic process. Gene Ontology annotation, cellular component: plasma membrane. Lineage: Eukaryota; Metazoa; Chordata; Actinopteri; Siluriformes; Trichomycteridae. Gene Ontology annotation, molecular function: glutathione gamma-glutamate hydrolase. Bases 15 to 2033 code for a protein of 672 amino acids. The transcript has 15 exons. The record is from RefSeq and is a predicted model, not a curated record.
GUGUGUCGGUGAUCAUGUCCGCCGCUACAGCCGAACCUUUCCCCGGAUACACCGGAGCCACCAUGAUGGAGAAGGAUUCGGGCCAGGACACCGCGUUAGGUAGUGCUUAUUCUCCCGUGGAUUAUAUGAGCAUCACCAGCUUCCCCCGGCUACCAGAGGACGAUGUGCAGACAGGGGAGACCGGGGAGGGCGGCCUGAGAUCCCGCAGAGACGACGAUCAGUUCCUCGGUGAGCAGGAUACAGAUCCGGACCAGUUCCUGAAAUCCGCCCGUCUGCAGCGUCUGGCCUCGUCUGCUUCAGACCUGGCCAGCCACGAUUCGUCGUCUUUGAGAGAGACGAGACAGGACCCGCUGGCUCAGCAGUGCGCGUGCACACGGGACGGCCUGACCGUCAUCAUCACGGCCUGCCUGACCUUCGCCACGGGGGUCACCAUCGCCCUCAUAGUGCAGAUCUACCUCGGGGAACCACAGAUCUACAAUCAGGGAGCUGUAGUGACGGACGUGGCUCGCUGUACCGCUCUGGGUUCUGAGGUUCUAGAAAAGCAGGGUUCCAGUGUGGAUGCUGCCAUCGCUGCUGCCCUCUGUCUGGGCGUCGUCCACCCACAUACGUCCGGCAUCGGAGGAGGUGGUGUGAUGCUGGUCCACGAUAUUCGGAAGAACGAGAGCCGCAUCAUUGACUUCCGUGAAACGGCGCCCUCUGGCCUCCGGGAGGAAAUGCUGCAGAAUCUGGAUCAGAAGCCGGGUCUGAUGGUGGCGGUUCCGGGCAUGCUCAGUGGAUUCCACCACGCUCACCAACUGUACGGGAAAAAGCAUUGGAAGGAUGUGGUUGCCACGGCUGCAGACGUCGCCAGGAAGGGAUUCAACGUUACCCACGACCUUGCGGACGCUCUGUCUAAAAUAAAGGAUGAGAACGUAUCCCAGGCGUUCCGGGAUCUCUUCUUCCCCGAUGGUAGUCCCUCACUCUCCGGCCUCUUCAUGACGCGUCAGGAUCUGGCAGCAGUUCUGGACCGGGUGGCAGCCAAGGGGAUCUCUGGAUUCUACGACGGAAAUCUGACGCAGGAGAUGGCAUCCGCGAUUCAGGCAGCUGGAGGGGUUUUGACUAAGGAGGAUUUCCGAAACUACACGACGGUUCUGCAGAAGCCAGUACAAAGCUUUUACCAGGGCUAUCAGGUUAUGGUUGCACCGCCUCCUCAUGCUGGAGCGGCUCUCCUCACAGCCCUCAACAUCCUGGAAGGUUACAACAUCAGCAGCCAGGCUCAGAGGAGCAGCAUCCUGCACUGGAUUGCCGAGUCUCUGAAAAUCGCCCUGUCUCUGGCCAGCAGUCUGGGUGACCCCUCCUUUGACUCCUCGGUCUCUGAAGUCGUAGCCCGGAUGCUCAGUAAAAAGGAGGCUGGGUCCUUCCGGCAGAAGAUCAACGACUCUCAUGCAUCUCCUCCUGACUACUACAACCCCAGUUUUGCCCUGGAGGAGGGCGCGGGCGUCGGCCAGGUCAUGGUCAUGGGGCCGGAUAACUUCAUCGUCUCGGUUAUAAGCUCUAUGAAUCGGCCGUUCGGGAGCCGGAUCGUCACCUCCUCUGGGAUUCUCCUCAACAGCCAGAUUCUGGAUUUCUCCUGGCCCAACAAGAGCCACAGCUUGGGGCCACACAAUCCGCACAACAGUGUUCAGCCCGGGAAGAGGCCGCUCUCAUUCCUGAUGCCCACCGCUGUCCGGCCGUCACUGGGGGUGUGUGGGACUUACGUGGCACUCGGAUCCUCCAACGGAGACCGGGCACUGAGCGGCAUCACACAGGUUUUGAUGAACGUUUUAUCUCUACGUAAGAACCUGAGUGAGAGUUUGACCUUCGGGAGGCUUCAUCCUCAGCUGGAGCCGAACACGCUGCUGGUGGACGCCGAGUUUCAGAAAGCCGACGUGGACGCUCUGGAGAAGAAAGGCCAUGAUGUGAAACGAGUGGAGGUGAUCUCACUGGUAGAAGGAGCCAAAAGGACCAAUGAUGUGAUUAUCGGGGUGAAGGACCCUCGCAUACCCAUGCCCUGAUUCCUCACUAUCCUGUCCUGCAGGAAGAAUGUAGUGUGUGUGUGUGUGUGUGUGUGUGCGUGCGCGUGUGCGUGUGUGUGAGACCAUCAAGAAGGAAAUGAGUGUGCUACGUCACGACACGCUCAGAAUCCGCAUGGCAUGAUCUCUGCAACUCGAAUGAUUUGUAUUGCAUCUGUUUAUUGUGGGUUUGUUAUCACAGCUUGCUUAACAGUAGGUACAGUGUUGUUGGGUUUGAAUGCAUCAACUUCUAAUAAUUGUAUUAAAAUAAAUCCAUAAGCUCUUGGUGACUUAGAUAUUAGACCUGAGUUUCAGUGGGCUGCUUUUUUAGUGGAAUAUUUCUGACUACUCAAAUGAAACAUAAAGUGACUAUUUGGGCUUUUUCUGACCACUGCUGCAUGAACUUUGGACUUGAUAGAUCCAGAGCUGAUCAGGAAUGGCUCUACGUUAGAUGUCUGUCCUGUAAUAAAUUAAUGGGCAGAACUUUCUAGAGCUUCUUAUUAAUAUAGGCACAGAGACGUCACUAGCUGUAGCUUUGGGAUCGACUUGUUAUAGACCUACAGAUACUUUCCACUUUCCAGUUUGAGUUUUAUUUGUACAUUUUGGUAGCACCAAGGUUCUUCAGUAUCACAAUCCCGUCUAACUUAUAGGAAGUUAAGACUCUUGAAACGGCCACCAGCAUGUUGUCCAGUACAACUCGAUUGCCAAUAGGUUUAAGUUUGGAGUUUCCUUCUCUUUUAGUUUUUGUGUAAAAGCCUCAGGUCUGUGAGGCAGAAGAGACGAUGCUGUAUAUUGUUAUGGACCAGCGCUGUCAUCCCCAGGGCAGUUUAUUAUAUGUUAUAUAUAAUUAUUUGGAUAUUAUUUGGAUAUUCUGUUGUGUGUGUGUGUGCGCCAUGGUGUACGUUUUAAGUGCCAAGUUACAAAAACGUAUGAUUUUGAAGUUCCAUUUAGCAGUAAUGUUCAGGUCAGUAAAAGUUUGUGUAUGCCAGUUCUUCCUCUGUUACGAUGCUGAAUAUUAUUUAUUAAUCAUUUAGUGUGUAAUUUAUUUUGCUAAGAUGAUUUCUUUGUAAAAUGGUCAUUUUUAAUGUCCAGCAUUUAUCAGAACGUUAUGCAUUGGUGUUGUAUUUAUUUUCUGGUUUUGUACUGUGGCUUUACGUUAUUGUAAAUAUUUGCACUAUUUUUUGAAGGUUACGUUAAUACUGUAAUGUAAUGUUAAAGGACAAAUGUUAGAUUUUAUAUGGAGUAUAACAACAAGUGCAGUGAUCAGCUUGUAAAAAGUAUAUUUACUGCAUUUUUACGGUGAUGAACUGAUUGUAGAAUGGAAUGAUACAAGAUAUGAGCUGCCAGUAUCUGUUUUAUUGAAGAGCGACUGUCUGGUGCACAAAAAUUGGACAAAAAUACGCUGAAUAGUGUUUUACUUACUUACUUUGGGGUUUUACUAUUGAAUCGUAACUGCUCAUAGUUUUUAUUUGCUCAGUAUCUGUUAUUAUUAAAAUCCUUUAAGGUUUAAUAAAUGCAUUCACUGAUGAAACCUUUCAA